ACUAGUUUGAGUAAAAUAGCCAAUUCUUGACGGCAUUCAUCUCAAUGAAACCGUUAUAGGGUUAAGCCUUCGGCGAAUGGUGAUGCAUCUUGCAUUUCCCAGAUAUCAGUCGAAGCCGACGCCUCCCAUGAAAUGCGAUAGCGCGUGCUCUCUGCCUAUGCCAUUCAGCAUCCAGUUGACCCAGUCCCGUUUGAUUGUUCGGAUCGUGCAUUCGUACUAGCUUCUUACGUUUUUCCGAUUUUGCUUUCGUUCCAUAUUUUCGGGGGCGGUACCAUCGAAAAUCUCUCUCGAUGUCCCAUCCGUACGUUCGCAAUCGUGCUAACCCGGCACACCGCUUUCAAGAGGGUCACGAGUGUCAGCCCAUUCACACGAUCAAGGACCUGUUGGAGUUCGAACGCAAUCCAGUCAGCUGGCGGCAUCUGGUGCAGCCGAUCACUCCCCGGUCCCGAUCGAGAUAUCUUGGCGACCGCUACAAGGAGAUCGACUUCGAUGCUGGAGUGACGGACUUCGUGGACGAUCGCAGCCGACCGCAGGUGUUGCUAUGUCACGACUUCAAGGGAAACUACCUGGUGGAUCGGUUCAUCAACGGGACGACGGGACAGGAAUGGGUGGACUAUCGGUUCUACAACUGGGCCGCGGUGGAUAUCUUCUGUUACUUUAGUCACAAUUUUGUGACGAUUCCGACGUUGCAGUGGUUGAAUUGCGCUCACAAAAAUGGAGUCAAAGUUAUCGGCACCUUCAUCGUUGAGGGCGGCAAUGUUGAAAAGCUGAAGGAUAUUUUGCAGUCGGAUGAGUUUAUGAAGCAGGUCGCCGACGCGUUAAUUACCGUUGCGAAAAUUUGUCAGUUCCAGGGCUGGCUGUUGAACAUCGAGUGUGCCCUGGAGGAGGAACAGAUGACACGCCUCAAAGACUUCGUGUCCUAUUUGACUAGGAAGUCGCACGAUCGCAUCCCCGACAGCCUGAUCAUCUGGUACGAUUCAAUCACCGAGAAGGGUAUCCUCAGUUGGCAAAAUGAGCUGAACAAUCUCAAUCAGGGAUUUUUCGCGGCUUGUGAUGGUAUCUUCCUGAACUACACCUGGACCAGAAAGCAUCUGGAGCGAACGGAGAAUUUCAUCACCAACUAUUUUCCGCGACGAAAGCUGGACGUGUUUGUGGGAAUCGAUGUGUUCGGGCGUGGUCAAACCGCCAAACUUGAUACCCAUUCCACCUUGGCUGCCGUCAUGGAGUUCAAGUUCUCCACGGCGAUCUUCGCCCCCGGAUGGACGUACGAAUCACUCGAAGAAUCCAUGCGACGAGAUAAACUUGACCAGAUGCAGUGCAAUGAUCGAUUUCUGAAGCUGAACGAUCGCUUCUGGAAUCUCCUUUGGAAAUAUUUGUACGUUCGAGGUCCAACGGAGCUUCCUUUCUAUACAUCGUUCUGCUUGGGGUCUGGAAAAAUGCGCAACAGGUUGGGAAAAAAGCAGGACGAUUCAUGGUUCAAUCUGUCGCGGCAAGGCUUCCAACCGAGUAUUCCGUACGCGUCCCCGCGUGAUGGCCAAAUUGAUCCGAUCUACUGGACGCAAAGUUUUGAAACGGCUUUAGAUGGAGGGUCGUGUUUGCGAGUGGAGGAUAUCUAUCGAAACAGUCGACUGUUUGUGUGUGAUUUUGCAUGUCGGGAGGAUUUAGUUGUGGGAUAUGCGUUUCAAAGGAGCAGUGAUGUUAGUGCGGAUGUGAGGUUGAUCCUGAAGGCGUACGAUAAGCGGUAUUCCGAUUCGGUGAAGAUCGUUUGCGGUGGGGAAGAUUGCCAUCUUAGUGAGAGGCGAAAUGAAAUGAAGGCGCUGCUGUUGGAUAGUAAAGAUUGGCCUACGCUGUUGGAGUUGAAGGCACAGCUGAAGCUGCCUCUGGUGGAUGCGAUUAAUGGAUGGGAGAUCAGAUACUACUACCUCUCGUUCGAGUCCAUCGCCCAGCCGGUGUCGAUCGUGGACAUCGGAAUCGAACUCGUGAAAGAUGACCCCAAGGAGCACGUCCUGCUGGGGGCCAUUUCGCUGCAGGCCGGUUUCCCCGCCGGCCGCGAUCGCAUCAGGAAGCGAUCGAUCGUUACGUUCGGCGCUUGACGACACUGUUAUUAAUAUUUCUCCUCAGUAACCGCAUAGAAACAUUUAUCUACUUAUAGUUGCAUAUGUAAAUAGCUUAAGGUGCAGCAUGCACCAUGAAGCUGCAACAGCAGCAGAGCACCACCAGCGCAGAGCCGGCGACAUGGACCGGUUCUUCGUUGCGAUCGUGGGCAUUAUUGACGAACUACUGCCGUAGGAGGACGCCGAGAUGCUUCUCGGGAAGGUUAACCGCAUUGCUAGAGCGCUACUCUUCGAUGGCUUAUUAAUGAAGGUUAGUGUUCUUAUGUUUACUUACAUGUGAGUAUCUCGUUUGGCAUGAAAGUAAAAUCGAUGAUCAACGACCAAUCGAUCCCAUCGUGGUGAUUAAUUUACUCUUAUAAUUUAAUGUGCAGUUUUUACCAAACUAUAAUUUGUGUUACCGCAAUAACUGCCUUACUUAACUGCUAUGAUUAGCAUCAGUCUUAUCAAUAUAUUUGUAUUC
Armigeres subalbatus is the source of this 2574-nucleotide messenger RNA. It is a transcript of the gene ENGase, whose product is annotated as cytosolic endo-beta-N-acetylglucosaminidase. Gene Ontology annotation, cellular component: cytoplasm. NCBI's taxonomy places the organism in Eukaryota, Metazoa, Arthropoda, Insecta, Diptera, Culicidae. Gene Ontology annotation, molecular function: mannosyl-glycoprotein endo-beta-N-acetylglucosaminidase activity. Gene Ontology annotation, biological process: protein deglycosylation. The transcript is spliced from 3 exons. The record is from RefSeq and is a predicted model, not a curated record. The coding region runs from base 291 to 2093 and encodes 600 amino acids.